CCACUCCCCCUGUUCCCCAGUCACAAACGCGCAGAGGCUGUUUCAGCGGCAACUCAGUCCAAGAGAGAAAGAAAGAAAAAAAGUCUGUGGAAUUGGAACAUCAUGUUUUUGAGAGUUCUGAGCUCAAGCUUUUGUAUUUCUCUGCACAGGAAGUGGGAAAUUUGAAGAAAAGCCUAGUCUGGAACAUUCUGAACAUUAUCAACAGGCGCAAAAGAGGGGAGGAGACUAUCUCUGGAACAACUCUCUUCGAAGCCCCACUGCUGCUGCCCAGAGAGAUACUGCUUCACAAGGACCUGUCAACAUACCCUGGAGCAGUCAGAAAAGCCGUAGAGACAACUAACAAGUAACAGACAGAACAACAAGGAAGAGGGAGUCACAGAGAGAGAAACAAGAGAAAGAGUGAGAAUAGUGGGGGUGGAGAAGAUGGAGGCCUUGCUUCCUGUUCUGCAGAGAUACCCAGGCCUGUCUGUGGUCAUGUGCUCUCUCAUGUUCAGGGUGGUCCACAAGCUGUUGCAGAACCUGCCUGUACCCAAAGUGGUGGCACAAGAUGAUUUCCGCUCAUGGAAAUGGAAGAAUCUCUCAAUAUCGUUGGUUCACUCUUCUCUCACAGGGACGUGGGCUGUGACCUGUGUGCUCCUUUGGCCAGAGAUGCUGCACAACAUCCACUCCUUCUACACCCCAAUUUCUUACCUGCUCAUCUGUGUUUCAUCAGGAUACUUCGUGCAAGAUGCAUGUGACAUUAUCCUAACUGGACAUGCAAGAGGAUCAUGGGAAUUCCUAAUUCACCAUGUGCUGGUGCUAUGGUGUUUCCUGUAUGCCCUGUACACACAGCUGUAUGUGGCUGGUGCUGUGGUGGCUCUCUUUGUGGAGGUCAACAGUGUCACCCUGCAUCUCAGGCUCAUGCUGAAGUUAGCCGAAGCCCAGUUCUCUGAUUUCUAUUACAUUAACAAGAUGUUAAACCUCUUCACCUACGUAUUCUUCCGCCUUAGCGCCCAGUUUUAUCUCACAUGGUACAUUGUGAAAAAUUACUCCUGGCUGGACCACGGUGGCUACUUUCUUAUCACCAUGAUCCUGAUGAACCUCAUGAUCCUGAUCUACUUCUACCGUCUGAUCCGAGCAGACUUCUUCCCACGCAAUAAGGCUCUCUCGGCACAAAAUGGCACCCAUUUAAACAACUCUAAAAAGUUUCUCAAUGACUGACCAAGCUGGCAAUGUGACUGAUUCACACAAACCAGUGUGUCGCCGUUGUUGUGGGUUUGGUGGUGUUUUGUGUGUGUGUGUAUUCUGUAACUAACAUCGUUUAUCAAAUGAAACCUCACACACUGUUGUUUUUGUCACUGUGGGUCUGUAUAGGGGUCUAGUGGUGCUGCCAAAAGCAGCCUUGAAAUGGAGGGGACUGCGGUACAUCCCUUGGCGUGACACUUCUCUGUGCGAUGCCUUUUGUGGCUAAAGAAAAGCUGGGCGGCAACCACAUUGCUGGUCACAUGGCAACAUCAGAUACUGAAGCACGUACUUACAUUGUCUAGGAAUGUCCAAAUGCUACCUAAGACUCUUAUCACAUUACAGUACUAUAUGACUAUACAUUUUGUGUGGGAUGCUCAUUAACGUGAUAAACCUGUCGUUAACAAUGUGAUGCCAUAAAAAGGGGAACAAUAUUGCCAAGCUAUUUCAUGGGGAAUAGCUCAGAAGAGAACAUCAAAGUGAACCACUUUCCUCAGUACAGUACAAUCAAUAAGCUCUGGUUGGUGUGAAUUUGAACGUUUAAGGGAAAUGUAUAGUUUGUUUUGGUCAAUACAUAGAUGAUCAGUAAUGUGAUUAAUCAUAAAGUACACACUUGAAUGCCUUGAACAUUUCUGGGAAUCACACUUCAUCACACCAAAUUCAUAAAAAAUACAGACUAGAUCCCAGCAACAUUACAUUUCAUUACAUUUAGUCAUUUAGCAGACGCUCUUAUCCAGAGCGACUUACAGUAAGUACAGGGACAUUCCCCAGAGGCAAGUAGGGUGAAGUGCCUUGCCCAAGGACACCACGUCAGUUGGCACGGCCGGGAAUCCAACUGGCAACCUUUGGAUUACUAGCCCGAUUCCCUAACCGCUCAGCCACCUGACUCCCAUACAUAUACUAUAUUAGUGUCCUUAUCAUAGUGCCUUUCCAAUAUACUUUAAAUGUGACUGGGAUGAACCCAGAAAUCUCCUGAGCAACUGAAUCAAAAAGGGCCCUGUGAGAUAUGGGGUAAGCCUAUUGCCAAAUUAGUUAUUUUUUAUUUUUUACCAAAUAUUAGUGGGCCUAUAUGGAGAAUGUAGUUGACUGUCAGAAUUUUCUUUCGAAGUAGCUUUUUUGACUCAUGUUUUAGUGCCUUGAUGUGCCUUAAUUGAGCUUUUGGUUUAUUUAAUGCGUAUUGAUAUGUUUGACCAAAUAAAAUUAUUAUGUGUCGAGGAA
This is a messenger RNA of Osmerus eperlanus (European smelt), 2439 nucleotides long. It is a transcript of the gene tlcd1, whose product is annotated as TLC domain containing 1. The transcript has 4 exons. Gene Ontology annotation, biological process: phospholipid homeostasis; membrane assembly; plasma membrane organization. The record is from RefSeq and is a predicted model, not a curated record. Gene Ontology annotation, cellular component: plasma membrane. Bases 424 to 1200 code for a protein of 258 amino acids. NCBI's taxonomy places the organism in Eukaryota, Metazoa, Chordata, Actinopteri, Osmeriformes, Osmeridae.